This is a messenger RNA of Carassius auratus (goldfish), 1449 nucleotides long. RefSeq names its product serine/threonine-protein kinase 19-like. The record is from RefSeq and is a predicted model, not a curated record. Lineage: Eukaryota; Metazoa; Chordata; Actinopteri; Cypriniformes; Cyprinidae. Gene Ontology annotation, biological process: positive regulation of Ras protein signal transduction.
UACUUAGCACACUCUUGGCAUUCUCUUGAUGAGCUUCAAGAGGUAGUCACCUGGAAUGGUCUUCCAACAGUCUUGAAGGAGUUCCCCGAGAGAUGCUUAGCACUUGUUGGCCCUUUUGCCUUCUCUCUGCGGUCGAGCUCACCCCAAACCAUCUCGAUUGGGUUCAGGUCCGAUGACUGUGGAGGCCAGGUCAUCAUCACCCCAUCACUCUCCUUCUUGGUCAAAUAGCCCUUACACAGCCUGGAGGUAAGUGCCACAUCGCAAAACCAACUAACGUUACACUGUAUCACUCCGCCAAUAUUGUUUCUGAAAUCUGAAUUUAACCUCAGGUCUUCAGCCAUAUGAGUGUGUAUGUCAAUAAUGAUCAUUUUAGUGGAUAUAAGCAUGUAAAUAUCUUGCUAUACUCAUGUUACUAUAGGCUUAAAAUACAACAUUAUACAGCAUGUAACUGCUUAAAUCUGUUUCUAUAAGCAUGCUAUACGGUGUUUAUUCAGCAGAUGGAGCAGCUGAUGUCAGGUCAAGCUUGCAGUAUCUCAUGACACUGUUUUCACGAAAGCUCUUCAAUGACAGUCUUCCACCAUUGGUCUCAAAACAUCAGCUGUACAGUUUACACAAUGACAAAACCUUAGUGAACAAGCAGGUGGUAAGAUCAGAUUGCAUUGCCUGUAUGUAUGUUUGUGUGUAGAUUACUUUAUAAUAACCUUAACGCAUUCAGAAGCUCUGGUCUUCUCUUUUCCUCAUCAGAAUGAGAAUGAGCAGGCGAGCUGUUGAUGUUCCAGCUGGGGUUUGACUCUGAGGCCUUCACUUUGGAGUUUGCUGAAGAUUACAGAACAAAAGUCCUGCAGGGGGAAGCUGGCAGGGAAACAUUGGGAACUGUAGAGAGAUUUCUGGCCAAACGAAUACCCGGCUGCUCCGAUUUGAGUUUCAACAAGGAAAAAAUUAACGAGUUCCUCUUCACAGACCGAGAGAUAGCGCAGCUGGUGAAAUCAGGCGUCCUCACUGCGAAGGAUGCGGGCAGCUGGUGGCUUUCAAUCCCCAACUCUGGCAAAUUCAUUAGAUACUUCAUUAAGGGACGCAAAGCUGUUCUCGGCAUGGUUAAGAAAUCCAGAUACAGUGAAAUCCUCAGGACUGAAUUGGAGGGACGCCGCACAACUUCACAGGUCCAAUUCCAGAUGAAGUAUCACGUUCAUGAUAUAAUGGGAGCGGAGUUAGUAGAGUGCAUGCAGACAACAUCAGGGACAUUAUAACAAUACGUGGACGGAAACUAAGAGCUCAACUCUCUUGACUUGAAGUGAACUUUGUAAUGUAUUCAUUGCCAUAUUAUUUUGGUUACAAACAGCAGAAUCAACUGUGCACAGAAUAUAUAAUAAAAUUUUGCCAAACGUCUCAGUGUCAAAUGGAUGUUUUCUCACCAUCUUUGUUGGCACCACUCAGGAUCGCCACUAGUUA